Molecule: messenger RNA, 3399 nt
Organism: Eubalaena glacialis (North Atlantic right whale)
Lineage: Eukaryota; Metazoa; Chordata; Mammalia; Artiodactyla; Balaenidae
Gene: MOB1A
Product: MOB kinase activator 1A
Exons: 6
Coding region: 197-847 (216 amino acids)
Biological process (GO): positive regulation of protein phosphorylation; hippo signaling
Cellular component (GO): cytoplasm; nucleus
Molecular function (GO): protein kinase activator activity
Source: RefSeq, a predicted model, not a curated record
UGGGGGAGGGGGGCGAGGCCGGUGCAGUUGCUCUCACCUGCUUGCCACGGCUCGAUCCCGGCUCGGAGCAGCGGCGGCGCGGGCUUCCGCUGUCCGCUGGCUGAGGACCUUCCGCUCCCCCUUGGUCCCGCGUGGGCUCCGAAUCCUGUCCGCGGCAGGGGCCAGCGGCCCCUCCCCUCCCCUCCGAGGAUAGAAGAUGAGCUUCCUCUUUAGUAGCCGCUCUUCUAAAACAUUCAAACCAAAGAAGAAUAUCCCUGAAGGAUCUCAUCAGUAUGAACUCUUAAAACAUGCAGAAGCAACUCUAGGAAGUGGGAAUCUGAGACAAGCUGUUAUGUUGCCAGAGGGAGAGGACCUCAAUGAAUGGAUUGCGGUUAACACUGUGGAUUUCUUCAACCAGAUCAACAUGUUAUAUGGAACUAUCACAGAAUUCUGCACUGAAGCAAGCUGUCCAGUCAUGUCUGCAGGUCCAAGAUAUGAAUAUCAUUGGGCAGAUGGUACUAAUAUUAAAAAGCCAAUCAAAUGUUCUGCACCAAAAUAUAUUGACUAUUUGAUGACUUGGGUUCAGGAUCAACUUGAUGAUGAAACUCUUUUUCCUUCUAAAAUUGGUGUCCCAUUUCCUAAAAACUUUAUGUCUGUGGCAAAGACCAUUCUAAAGCGUCUGUUCAGGGUUUAUGCCCAUAUUUAUCACCAGCACUUUGAUUCUGUGAUGCAGCUGCAGGAGGAGGCCCACCUCAACACCUCCUUUAAGCACUUUAUUUUCUUUGUUCAGGAGUUUAAUCUGAUUGAUAGGCGUGAGUUGGCACCUCUUCAGGAAUUAAUUGAGAAGCUUGGAUCGAAAGACAGAUAAAUUUUUCUUCUAGAACAGUUACCCUCUUGCUUCAUGUACUGCUAGAGCUAUCUCAUUGCUUUCUGUUAUAAACUAGUUAUACAAACUUUAAGAAAACAAGAUAAAAAGACACCUAUUUUCUGUGUCUGCUGAUAAAAUUGUCCCAAAGGUAGGUUGGCCUAAUACCUUCAGAGUGAGAAAUUCAGGACACAGCUGAAUCUGAGGCACUGUGUGACCACUGCUGUUACUGCCAUAGAGCCAUACUUGGUUGUAGAAUGUGAGGACUAACCUAUAGUUUAUUAGUUUACUUAUUCUUUUACUGAAGAUGAUCGACUCUGUUUCAGGUGACAGCAUGAUGGAUAUUAAGAAUUUCCAAUAAUUUAUUAACAGGUUUCCAGAACAAAUUUCCUAAUAAUGCAAUCACAGAUCAGUUUUAUUCUGCUUUUAUUUUACAAAUAGAAGAGGUGUUCUAAAAUUUCCUUACGAUUUAGAACAUUUGUGUCACUUUGGAUAACGUUGUAGUUUGAAGUUUGUAUGCUAGUGUUUUUAUAGGUAAGAUUAUAUAUAUAUGUAUAUUUUUUCAAAAUCCAUGAUUGCAGUUUAAAUCAUCAUAUGACAUGUGGUAUGGGAGUAACCAAAGUUAUUUCUAAAAGGACUUUAUUUUUUAACCUUUAUUUUAAUCUUUAUUUGGGAUUUUAUUCACAUAAACCUAUCUAAAUUUUUAGUGUGUGUGUAUCAAAUAAUUUUUUUAAGGCAUCUAAGGAUCGUCUUGCAGAUUUUUAUUUUGAAAUGCUUCAUUCAGAUUAAUUUUAAUAUGUAGGUUUUGUCUGAGAAAAGGAAAACUUCCAAAAAAUAUGACAGAUUUGGGUCUCAAAAACCAUUAUUUUCAUUCAUGUUUGUUUCAGAGGCCUUAAAAUUUGGAUAGGAGAAUGGAAGAAAGUACUUAGAGUACUUGACUAUUUUAUUUUGAGUUUUCCUUUAAAAAGAAACUACUUUUAUAUGUUUUUAUUGUGACUUGAGACUUAGUUAAGUGUAGUGUAGAAAUGCACGAACCUUAUCCCAAUAAGGAUAAAACGUAAGGAAAACCACAAUAAAAAACCUUGACGGUGUACACAUUUUAUAACCCAGCUAAAAGUUUGAUGUGCUGCCUGUUCUUUAAUGUGUGUGUGUGUUGGGCGAGGAGGGGUAAUAUGUUUAAAGGAGACAAAAUGGGAUAAGUAAAAAAAAAAAAAAAAACUUCAUUCUGUUAAUAGUCAAAGGAUGGAUUGGGAUUUUAUUCUGUUUUGUUUCUGUAUUAAAACUUGAAAUCAUUCUGUUUCUAUUGGGAUAAAAAGAAUCUUCUCCUUUAGUGAAGAAAAGAUCUUAUUUUCCUUAGGUUUCUAAGAUUCAGACUGUUUAAAAUGUAAUGAGGCACACAUAUUACUAAAGACUUGCCAGACUGGCAACACUUUAAUUUCAUCAACGUUCUUUGUUUCAGAGCUAUGAUUUUUUUUUGCAAAGUACUCACCAUCUUCCAUCUUGAUAACUUUGGUUAAGGUUAAAUUUGAUAGGGUUUUAUUUUUAUUUUUGUUAUUCCACUAGAAUGUAAAGAAAAGAAUUGCUUAGAAACUCCAUUUUUGUAAUAACCCAAUUUCAAUAAAUUCUUAAAUAUAUGUAGAAUUUUAAAGGAAACUAAACAUUUUAUCUGAUUUAGGCUGAAACUGUACAUCGUUGUUUUGGGAAAUAAAGAGUAGAAAAAUCCCUUACGAAAAAAAAGAGAAAAGCCCUCUAUGAAACAUUCCAUAAUCCACGUUUUAAGAAUAUCCAAAGUCCCUGUCAGGCAUUCUGUAUGUUUAUGUUGAUCAUUUCCAAACAAGAAAGAAGGUUUUUACAUGCCACCUAGAAUGUUACUGACUCUUGACUUUGAACAUUGUUGGCCUUAAUUAAGUAUGCAAGGAAUGAAAUAUUUCUCACCUAGGAUUGUACUUUCAUCAUUUCUAAUAUUUCACAUAUCAUCAAACAAAAGGGUUCUCACUUUUCUCCAUUUAUUUUCAGUGAUAGAAAUCCUCCCUCUCUUCAUGACUCAGCCCUAAAACUAACUAAAGAUGGCCACAUUUAGGACAGUAGUAGAGGCAGCUUAAUAAUGGGACAUAAAUUUUAAAAUUUGUUGGUAAUUUGGGAAUUCAGGUAAUUCAGAAUGUCCUUUUUUUAAAAAAAAUAAAAGCAUUACUAGGUUCCCAAGCUAAUCUGGCUUAACCAACAAUGCAUCUAAACAUUGGUGUUAACAUUAUUUGUUUACAUCCAAGGCCAGGGAGUUGAGAACAGGAGAGUUGGAGGAAGGGGAGAGAAUAGGGAGAGGAUGACACCUUUCUGACUUGACUGGAGGGUCAACCUUUGAUUAAAGUUGGAAGAAAUCAGUCUCUCUUUGACUCCUCUCAAUCUUGAUUUAUCUCCCUGAGUAACACUCCCCUGGCUCCUCCUAAUCAGAAGUCAUCUCUCAGUGUCUGAUCACUGCCCUUCACACCUGACUAAAAUCAUGGGUUGGACAGUACUUGCUAAAUUAUGCAGUUAAUCCUAUGGUGCUUUAAUUUCCA